This is a messenger RNA of Heterobilharzia americana, 1570 nucleotides long. The record is from the annotation of a GenBank genome assembly. NCBI's taxonomy places the organism in Eukaryota, Metazoa, Platyhelminthes, Trematoda, Strigeidida, Schistosomatidae.
GUUGGAUUUUGUACUACUGGGCGGUAGUUUUGGCUUUGUUCGCUCCCGUAACGGGAAUGGCAUCUAGGGAUUUCUUAGCUGCCUUUUCCUGUUUGCCUAGACUUAUCGUAUUCGAUCUUGACUUCACUCUCUGGCCACUAUGGUGUGACACUCAUGUGUCACCCCCUUUUAUUCGAAAAAAUAAUGUUAUAUAUGAUGUCAACGAGAGGCGAGUGGAUGUAUAUCCAGAUUCGGAGAAGAUUUUAAGAAUAAUCAGUGAAUCUCCAGUGAUCAAACUUGCCUGCGCUUCUCGAACUUCUGCGAUCAACGUUGCUCAACAACUUCUACGGAUUCUUGGUUGGUCAAAUCUGUUCGACUAUACAGAAAUUUAUCCAGGGUCUAAAAUCUCUCACUUCAAAAGGUACGUCAUUCAUUUAUAUUUUAUUCCGAUGAUUAUAUACUCCAGAGAUGAUAUGAUGAAGGAUCAAUCACACUGGCGUUCAUAUAUCUGCGCCUUAUGUUCAUCUAAACCGUUAAGUCACAUUUCGUUAUUUCCUUUAUUCUCUCUUCUUUUCGUGGGUAACUAGAUACAGUUAUUGGUAACACUAUUUGCAUUCAUUUGUCUUUUGUCAUUUAUUUUGAUAUGCUAACGUGAAGCAUGGCAAUUGGACCCGUUGCGCCUUCAAUGGAACAUCUUAUGUUGAUACUAGUCGACUGGCAUUAGACUCUUACUUAAACUGUAUGAGAAGCCAGGUUGCAUACUUCUCAAGAUACCGAUACGAAGUUCUUCAUUAUUCAUUUAGUUAGUUGUAACUUCCACUGUGUACCAUAAAUAUCCAGCAGAUAUGCAGUUAUAAGUGAAAAUAAUUCAUUUUUGCUGUUUCCAGACUUCCAAUCACCAAGUUAGUAACUCAGAGGUAAGGCACAGAGUUUUAGGUAAAAUGAACAAGUCAUUUGGAGCUGUGAGCUUCCAUAGUCUCAGGUGUCUGGGCCAUGUUAUGGAUGCCUGGUUACUCGACCGAAAGCUGCUACCUUGACACAGUUGUUGAGUUUGUAUAUCACAAUGACCCGACGAGCUACACUGGCUGGAACGCUUCUUCUCUCGAGUUCCUACAAUGCCAGAAAGGUUUGUUGGAUAGUGGUACGACGAAAAGCAGUUACCGUUGUAGUAUGACUUGCUGCAUUAUGGCGGGGGUCCGAGGGUGAAGUCGUACUGCUGCUAGCCGGGUGUGGUGUGACAGCAUUAAGGUGUUUCCCUUAGAUAACCAGCAGUGCUACGUUGGUGCUUCCUUCCCCAUGAGAAGGUUGAAACAGAAAAGGUUGGCUUCCCAAACAACACAUUCCUCCUUGCCUCAUGGUCUUCUGGUGCCGGUGGUAUGGGCUUUCUCUAUCUGGCUUCAGAACAAUCAAGUCGCACACCAAAAGUCAUGAAGAUGCUGUGUAUUACAGGCCUCAAGCAGAUGUCCCAUGGGAUCUGCAGUCACGCCUAUCACUUUCUCUCUCAGACACCUUAAGAAGAAAUAUCCUCCCACGGUGUAUGCAGCUGGGAAGUGUCAACCGCCUGCACACUUCCAGUAGUAUUGUGUUUACA